GAGCUAAACUGUAGCCCACCGAUACCAGGUGGAUGAGCUCAACUGGAACCCACCUACGCCAGUCACGACCUAAAAUGGGAUCCCCUAACUCUGGCGAAGAAGUACAGCUUUAAACGCAACGCUGCCGCACUGCGGCGCCUGGGCAGAAGGCGGAGCCAGGGCUGAGGAUUUGUCGACAGCGGCAGCUGAAAAGGAUCAGAGGUGAACGGGAGUCCCGGAGGGAGGGGAGUUGCGGUCAUGGCAGUGGGUUUGAUGAGUAUUGUGGCGGGGUUGGUGACAAUGUUCAGUAGCUCCUGGACGGUGCUGCCCGUAGCUGCGGUCGUGGCCCUGGCCACUUGGAUCUGGUGGAGUCGAGGCAGGAACCGGGAGGGAUUGGAGACCCCGAGCGCUGUCCCGGACAGUGACGGCAGUGCCAGGAGCAGUGCACAGGAGGAGAGUGGUGGUGGCCCUCCGGACGGUGCUGCGGUUAAAGCUGACAUUGAAAGGGCCAAUGUACUUGAGGUCAAGGAAACAGCAGAGUUGACAGUUGAUGUGCAACCAUCUCCAGUUAAACAAAAGUCUGUAACUUCGGAACCUAAAGUAAUUUCAGAUACAAUGGUCAGCGACCAGAGAGAGAUGGACCUUGCUCCUGCACUGUCAAAUAAGCAAGACUGGCCUGCUGUUGAACAGAUAAGUAACAAGAUACAAACUGAGAUGGUAACUCCUCCAACCAGUGGUGGAGAAAGUCCUGUCCAUAAUACACACGUCACUGAGUAUAAUUUAGGACAGGAAAAGAGGCAUGUUUGCGAAAAAAUAAAACCAAUGGAAGAAGCGCUUAACAAAUCUGACCAUGAAGAUGAAGCUUUGGAUCUAGUUUCAACAGUUGAUCAGAAAUUUGUUAGUACAGAUAAUCAUAUUAUUCAGACGAAUAAAGUCAGCAGUGAAAGUAAUGCUGAUGUGCUUAUUGAAACUGAAAUAGAAAAAGAUAAAAGAAAAAGCUUCAAGUUGGUCUUUAAAGAUGAAUCAGAAAGAACAGCUGCAAGCCCAGAGUCUGAAAAUAUGACCAAGAAAGUUGCUGCUGUAUCUCCUCUGCCCCUCAACAAUGUCUCCGUGAGUUUUAAUGUUCAUUAUAUGACUUGCUUAGAUUCUCAGAUCCUUGCAGUGACAGGAAACCACGAAUGUCUGGGACAGUGGGAGAAUUAUGUACCAUUGAAACCAAAUAAGGAUGGAUUCUGGUCUAAUUCUGUUCUGCUCCCAGUUAAUUCCAGGUUUGAGUGGAAAUAUGUAGUGGUGGAAAAUGGAAAGAUCUGGCGAUGGGAGGAAUGCCUGAAUAGAUGCCUGGAGACUUUCCAUGAAGAUAUGGAAAUGUAUCAAUGUUGGGGUUACCACUAAAUCACAAGUGGCAAUUGGAGCACAUUACUUAAAAUGUAAAGCACUAGUACUGUGGGAUGGAGUUGAAGUUGAGCCUGGAGUUCAUUAAUAGUUUCCCUUUUACAAAUGAGGAACUACUAUCAUUAUUCAACUUGCCCCUUCUCACUGGCAUAACUGGUUUAACAUGUCUGCUGUUCCUUCCCCCCUUUAUUUCUGCACUUCAAUUUUCAGAUUGAUGGGCUGCAGCAUUUUCACUGCAAGAGGUUGGUUGUGACUGCCUUGUCUCCAGUAACUAUUUGUUGCUUUAUGCAAUGAUGAGAAGUUUGUUGUAAUUCACCUAAGCUAAUAAGCAUAGAAUAUUGACAGUUGAUUAUUAAUCUGCAUAAGACCUGAACAAUAACCCUUCUAAUUUUUAAAUCUGUAUUGUGGGAAAUGCUUUCAAUUAAAAUAUGAAUUUCAAUAAAUGUUCUUUGGUUGAAGUGGUAUUGAAUAUUUAACUUCUGUCUGGUCAUAAAAUGCUUUGGCAUGUAAUAAAAUAGGGUCCUAAUUGAAUGCAAUUCAAAUGUAUUGUCACAAUUAAAUAGAAAUGAACACAAGUAGAGCAGUAGCCUUGUAGAUUUUUUUUUGAAAAGCAAGUAUUUGAAAGUUGGCUUUCUUGUAUCUCCUGCCUGAAGCAAUGCUUUAUUAAAGUCUAGAUUUAACAGCAGUUAUUAAAAGACAUUCAUGUUGUGAAUACCAAUUUAGGUCAUUUAAACAUUUUAAUGUUACUAUAAUACAAGAUCUUUACCAAAACUGAGAUCUAAUAUAUUGUAUAAAAGUUGUUUAUAAAUCUCUGAUCUGUUGGUGCUAAAUACAACUUCCCUGCAAUCUACUGAAGCUCCAUAGAAUUGGUUGAGUUUGGAAUUGACAAGUCCACUUAAUUAGAGCAGAUUUGAUUUUACAUGGCAGCUAAGAGGAUCUAAAUUCUUCUUACAAACUUCAAUUGGAAGUUAACAUUUCCUAAAUUGUGUACAAAACAAUCAGCAACAACUUUGGGUUGUAAAAAAAAAAAAAAAAAAUUCCUUCAGGUAGCCUAAAUUUCAAAGUAAAGCAUUAACCAAUAGUUUGAAUGUUCCCUCUUUGAAAAGGAGUAAAUUUAUUUCAUGGAUACCAGCAACUUGUUAAACUUUAAUCUUAUCAGAAGGCUUGCACUUUGGUUAGUGCUACUCAUUACUGUGGUUAAUGUCUGUCCAGCUGCAGAAUUUGGAAGAUUGCAGUACUUGAAGUUGCAUUAAUAGUCAUUACAAAAUUAGCAAUCUGAAGUUAGUACAUGCCUUGCUUCCAAUUUUCAUGUUGUAGACCAGCACAUUAACAAUGUUGUUAAUGCACUAUUUAUUCCUAAUUUAAGUUCAAGCUCUGUAAUUAGAGGUUGUCAUUAACCAGCUGCCACCACCCAUGCCCCCCCCCCCAACAAAAAAAGCAUUGGUGUAAUUUAAGCCUUAUACCACUGACUGCAGUAGGCUGAGUCUGAGCAUAUGAGUUCAGUGUAUGAAUUUCUGGUAGGUGUUUAAAAACAUUGUUUUGUACAUCCACUAAAUAGCAUGCUGAAGAUUAUAGCAUCCUUUCAGCCUCUCCUCACCAAAAUACAUAAAUCUGCAUUCAGCUUUCCAAUUACUUGUAUAUGCCAGAACAGUUUGCUCUCACUGCUGCUUUCCCAAAUAUGGCACUUUAUGUAUUUCAUUCCAACUGACUCAAUAACAAUUGUGGCUAGAAACUUAUUUUACUCCCUUUAUUUUAAAGUUCUGUAUGUUUUAUCCUCCAUGUACUGUCUCCACCUUCUGAUACCACCUGAACAUUAAAGCAGAAUGA
Molecule: messenger RNA, 3198 nt
Organism: Pristis pectinata (smalltooth sawfish)
Lineage: Eukaryota; Metazoa; Chordata; Chondrichthyes; Rhinopristiformes; Pristidae
Gene: stbd1
Product: starch binding domain 1
Exons: 2
Coding region: 238-1371 (377 amino acids)
Cellular component (GO): membrane
Molecular function (GO): starch binding
Source: RefSeq, a predicted model, not a curated record